AUGAAGUUCUCGUCGCUAUCACUGAACGGGAGCGAUGGAUGGCAAGUGCUAGCAAACACCACGGAGCCCGUGGAAAGCCUCGGCAUGCCCGAGAGGGACGAAGGGCUGGCCAGAGCCGAGAUUGCUGUGCUGGGGACCAUCUUCGUGGCGGCCACGGUGGGGAACACGGUGCUCAUCAGUGUCCUGUGGAAUAGGAGGAAGAGGAUGUCCCGCAUGUCUGUCUUCGUGAUGCACCUGAGCAUCGCCGAUCUGGUGGUGGCCCUCUUCCAGGUCCUCCCGCAGCUCAUCUGGGACAUCACGGAGAUAUUUAUGGGUCCGGACGUGCUGUGUAGGAUGGUGACUUAUCUACAGCUGGUGGGAAUGUUCGCCUCCACGUACAUGGUGGUGGCCAUGACCGUGGACAGGUUCCAGGCGGUCUGUUACCCCAUGGUGACCUUCCGCAAGAAGAAGGCGUAUUGGAACACGGCCAUCUGCACCAGCUGGGUCUUGUCGCUCAUCCUGAGUGUCCCUCAGGUCUUCAUAUUCUCCAAUAAAGAGUUCCUCCCCGGCAAGGUGCAGUGCUGGGCGGAGUUUAUCCAACCCUGGGGGCUCAAGGCUUACGUCACCUGGAUCUUCACCGUCAUUUUCUUCAUCCCCACCGUCGUCCUGACCACAUGCCAGGUCAAAAUCUGCAGGGUCAUCCGACUGAACAUUUACGCCAAGACUCACCAGCAGCACCCCGAGAUGACCACGAGCCAGACUGUGCACUCGAGGGCCAGCAACAUCAACUGCAUCUCGAAAGCAAUGAACAAGACGGUGAAAAUGGCAGUGGUCACGGUGCUUGCCUAUGUGUUGUGCUGGACACCUUACUUUGCAGUGCAGCUGUGGACUGCUUGGUAUCCCAGCGACAUCAGCCAGGGCGCCGUUUUCACCAUUAUCAUGCUUCUGGGGAAUUUGAACAGUUGCACCAAUCCCUGGAUAUACAUGUACUUCUGCGGACAAAUCCCAUGCUGCACCAAACGCGAACCAAGGAGUUCAGUGCAAAAGGAAUCCGCCACCAUGGCCAGCGUUAACCUGGGAGACAAGGAGGUUGGAUAUGCCUUUACGGCGGUUUAAGAUGGCAGAACGGCGGAUUACAGCAAUUUGGCAACGCGGAAUUAAGAACCAUUGAAAUCCAAAACUUUAAUUCAGUAAUGUCGUUUCCCCCCACUAAAUCGUCCCUUCUUUCAGAAUCUAUUCAAGCAUUUCUUUUAAAUAUAGGCUACAAUUAUCUGUAUUUAUAAGAUUAUCUGCAUGAGUUUGUUGAUCUGAAGAAGGGU
Molecule: messenger RNA, 1298 nt
Organism: Amblyraja radiata (thorny skate)
Lineage: Eukaryota; Metazoa; Chordata; Chondrichthyes; Rajiformes; Rajidae
Gene: avpr2b.1
Product: arginine vasopressin receptor 2b, tandem duplicate, 1
Exons: 2
Coding region: 1-1095 (364 amino acids)
Biological process (GO): regulation of systemic arterial blood pressure by vasopressin; G protein-coupled receptor signaling pathway; cellular response to hormone stimulus
Cellular component (GO): plasma membrane
Molecular function (GO): peptide binding; vasopressin receptor activity
Source: RefSeq, a predicted model, not a curated record